Salvelinus fontinalis (brook trout) is the source of this 1213-nucleotide messenger RNA. RefSeq names its product magnesium transporter protein 1. The coding region runs from base 77 to 1063 and encodes 328 amino acids. The record is from RefSeq and is a predicted model, not a curated record. NCBI's taxonomy places the organism in Eukaryota, Metazoa, Chordata, Actinopteri, Salmoniformes, Salmonidae. Gene Ontology annotation, cellular component: oligosaccharyltransferase complex. The transcript has 10 exons.
AUCGGAAUGUUACAGAGAAUCCUUCAAUCCCCGGUCAGUCGAUUGUCGGACAGCGCCUCUGUGAAAGAGGAUUAAAAUGUAUCGAAAAGUUUUGUAUUCGUUGUUGUUGACGUUGACUUUCUAUGGAAUCCCUUCAACCGGACAGAAGAAAAAGGAGACCCUGCUGUCUGAGAAGGUGGGUCAGCUUAUGGACUGGACAGGGAAGAGACCUGUGAUCCGUAUGAACGGGGAGAAGUUCCGUCGCUUUGUGAAGGCUCCUCCCAGGAACUACUCUGUGGUCAUCAUGUUCACCGCCCUGCAGCCACAGAGACAGUGUGGCGUCUGCAAACAGGCUGACGAGGAGUUCCAGAUCCUAGCUAAUUCCUGGCGUUACUCCAGUGCCUUCACCAACAAGGUCUUCUUCGCUACGGUCGACUUUGACGAAGGAUCUGACGUCUUCCAGAUGUUGAAUAUGAACUCGGCUCCCUCCUUCAUCCAUUUCCCUGCUAAAGGGAAGCCUAAGAAGUCCGACUCCUAUGAGCUGCAGGUCAGAGGCUUCGCUGCGGAACAGCUGGCCCGCUGGGUCGGGGACCGCACUGACGUACAGAUCCGUGUGAUCCGUCCUCCUAACUAUGCGGGGCCGUUGAUGCUGGGAUUCCUGCUGGCGGUGAUUGGAGGACUGGCUUACCUCCGCAGGAACAACCUGGAGUUCCUCUACAACAAGAACGUCUGGGCCUUCUCUGCUCUGUGUUUCUGCCUGAUCAUGACUUCAGGUCAGAUGUGGAACCACAUUAGAGGACCUCCCUACGCCCACAAGAACCCCACCACUGGACAAGUGAGCUACAUCCACGGCAGCAGUCAGGCCCAGUUUGUAGCAGAAACUCACAUCGUGCUGCUCUUCAACUCUGCUGUUACCAUGGGGAUGGUGCUGUUGCACGAGGCUGCCACGUCAGAUAUGGACAUUGGCAAGAGGAAAAUCAUGUGUGUUGCAGGGAUCGGUCUGGUGAUGCUCUUCUUCAGUUGGCUGCUGUCCAUCUUUAGAGCUAAAUACCAUGGAUACCCUUACAGUUUCCUGUUGAGUUAGAGCUGGGAGGAAGAAGCCUGGAACUUCCAUAGUGCCUCAGACGCCUCACACGCCACAACAUCACCUCUGGGGUCAUCUCCUCUUCUGUUACUGGAAGUUGUUCACAUUGACGUUCACAAAGUCUUUUUAUUAAUAAAUACUGGACAUGAA